CCUGGAGCGUCUGGCUCGUGGCUCGAGGCAUCUUUGCGCGAGAGUUGCUCUUCUUCUUCUCGACCUACAGAACUUUACACGAACUUGUUUUCUUCGCCGCCGGGUCGGCCAGGGCCAUGACGCCGUCCUCAUUCGUCGCCCUGCUGCUGCUGCUGGUUUCGCGCUCGCGCGCCACGGCCGGCGGCCGCGCGUGCCCAGACGCGGAGUCCCAGCUGCUCCAGCUCUCGAGCAGUCAGAGCUCUGGCGGCGGCGUCGGCUCGGGGCUGGCGGCCACGGACCUGGAUUCCGUGGUGUGGCCCACCCGCGGCGGAAAGACGAGCUCCUGCUGCCGCUGCAACUACGUCAUGCGCAUCCGCGUCCCGGCCGCGAACAUGCCCGCCGGCCCGCAGCAGCUUCGCAUCAAGUUCGCACAGUCGAACAACGGCAUCGCGUAA
Messenger RNA from Prorocentrum cordatum, 434 nucleotides. Lineage: Eukaryota; Dinophyceae; Prorocentrales; Prorocentraceae. The record is from the annotation of a GenBank genome assembly.